This is a messenger RNA of Cyprinodon tularosa, 2897 nucleotides long. It is a transcript of the gene rx1, whose product is annotated as retinal homeobox gene 1. Bases 358 to 1395 code for a protein of 345 amino acids. NCBI's taxonomy places the organism in Eukaryota, Metazoa, Chordata, Actinopteri, Cyprinodontiformes, Cyprinodontidae. Gene Ontology annotation, biological process: positive regulation of transcription by RNA polymerase II. The record is from RefSeq and is a predicted model, not a curated record. Gene Ontology annotation, molecular function: DNA-binding transcription factor activity, RNA polymerase II-specific; RNA polymerase II cis-regulatory region sequence-specific DNA binding. The transcript has 4 exons.
CCACCUCUCCCUCCCGGUCUCACUACUCUCCCACUCUGCUCUCCGAGCUGGAGUCGAUGCUGCUAAACUCAGCCACUGAACACGCUGAUUCUAUAGGUUGGCCCUUAUUGAGAAGUUCCUGUCUGGACCAUUUAUGGCACAUUGGCUGAAUUACAUAGAGGAAUGCACAUCAGUUAACAGGCUGGACUGAGAGAAACUACAGGAGGAGCAAAAAAAAAAAAAACAGAUUUUGGAAAAGUGAAGUUGGAGUCUGAGAGGAGCAGGUGGACCUCUGGCAUUGGUAGCUUCAGCCUUGUUUUUCCUUCCAACAGGUAGGCACAGCCACAAAGUUUACAGGUGACUGACCCAAACAUUCGGAUGCAUUUAUCUCUGGAUACCAUGAGCAUGGUGGACGACAGCUGCCUCUCGCCCAGCAACUUUCACGAAAUGGGGAAAGGCGGGGGCACCGCAGUCGGGGGCCGCGUCCACAGCAUUGAUGUCAUCCUGGGCUUCAAUAAAGACCAGGACCCCUUGCUAAGUCCUGCUGGGCCCACUGGGCCCCAGAAGAUGGGUAUAGAUGGGCUGGGAGAACAUAUGAAGCAGCAGGAACCCUUGUCUCACCCAUCCUACAGCGGACACCUUUCAUCUGUAAGAAACAGCAGCACGCAGCAGUACCAGGCAGAUUCUGGCCUGUACGGAAACAAGAGCGACGAAGAGCUGAGUGAGCUCAGAAAGAAUGUAGAUAGCGAUGAAGGCAAGUCUCCGGAGCCUUGCAAGGAUGAUCAACCCAAGAAGAAACACAGACGCAACCGCACAACCUUCACCACCUACCAGCUGCACGAGCUGGAACGCGCCUUUGAGAAGUCCCACUACCCAGAUGUCUACAGUCGGGAGGAGCUGGCCUUGAAGGUGAACCUCCCUGAAGUCCGAGUCCAGGUCUGGUUUCAGAACCGCAGAGCUAAAUGGCGUCGGCAGGAAAAGAUGGACGCAAGCACCAUGAAGCUUCACGACUCCCCUAUGCUCUCCUUCAAUCGCCAGGCUCCAGUUCACACCAGCAUGGGCCAAAUAACCAACUCCCUCCCUUUGGAUCCUUGGCUCACCUCUCCCCUGUCCAGUGCCACACCUGUCCAGUGCAUCCCAGGCUUCAUGGGUCCAGCUCAGGCACUCCAGCCCAGCUAUUCCAGUCAUGGAUUCCUCAACAGCGGACCCCAUGCCCCUCACCCACACUCUCACCCUCAUCCUCCCACUGGACAGGGGAUGCAGAGUAUGGCACGUCCACCUUACCAAUGUCCAGCCCCAUACUCGGAAAAGUUUCCUCUAGAGGACGUAGACCAGCGCAGCUCGAGCAUCGCUGCUUUGAGAAUGAAAGCCAAGGAACACAUCCAAUCAAUGGACAAGACCUGGCAACCUAUGUGACCAGCGCAUUUGACAGCCCAUGUCAGUGACAAUCCUGGGGAAAAGGAGAUAAUGAAAAUCAUGCCUGCUCUCACACAACAUUAGGAUUAAACUGAGCUGUGAAAACUGAAGAUCCUUUUUGCUACUUUCUUUUAAUCUUUUAAUAUUCUUCUCUCAUCUCCAAGACAUAGAGGAGUUCACCACUGUGAGGCUGCAUAUUUGGUCAUCUGUUAUUCCUUUAGAUCUUUUGUGCCUUGGGUGCCGUAAAUGUAGAAACUCCAACUAGGGUCAUCGUACCUUGCACCCAAGAAACUAUUGGAUUUCAUUUUUUAUUUUUUUUUUAAGUUUAUUUAAAGCUCCCAGACCAAUUAAGUCAUACACUUGAAAUUAAUUAUUAUUUACUAUUUAGAACUUUGUUUUUUAAAAUUUUCUCAUUACAGCCUCAUUGUUUUCUAUCUGACUUUUAUGGGCAACACAAAAUAGUGUUUGGUUAUAAAGUGGAAGGAAAUAUUAUAGUGUUAAAUAUUUGUUUACACACAGAGAAGAAGAAAAAGAAGAAGUAUGGCUUACAUUUGCAGCUAAAAGUCCUUUGGAGUAUCUCUCCACCAGCUCUGCACCUCUAGGGAUUAAAUUAUUCCCCAUUUUCAGCUGAAGCUCAUUUAGAUUAGAUGGGUGCUGGCAGUAACUUAAGCUGUAGAUUUUAAGCUGAAUUUAGGGACAGACUUCGACUUGGCCAUUCUAGCACAUUUUUAAGUUGUCUGCAGCCUUUAACAAGUUUUCUUUAAGGAUUCCAUUACAGUUAGCUCCUUCCAUCUUUCUAUAAACGGACCAGCUUCUCAGACCCUGCUACAGAAUGACAUCCCUGCACUAUGAUGUCACCGCUUAGUUUCACCAAUGAGGUGUUCAAGGGAAUUUGUAAUGUUAUUUUUGCCUCUUUAUUAUUUUUCAUCUAGCUGAAGGGUUCAGUUUUAUUCCCUCUCAGUGGAGCACCUUCUCUUACAUGUAUCCUCUAUGCUCAUUACAUGGAUUGUGGCCUUGUGAUGAGAGAUUCUUUAGAACAUCCUUCUAAUGAUUUCCUUUAAACAAUAAUUUCACCAUUUAAUCAAUUUCAUAGAGGCCAGACUUGUGCAGUGUACAACUAAUAGUUUUCCUGUCAACAGAUUCUGCCACCUGAGCUGUAGAUCUCUGUGGCCCCUCCAGAGUGACCAUGGCCAUCAACAUCUCGCCAUGAGCUAUUUACCUUUGUGCUUAAGCCGUUGAGGCUUUCGCUAUUUUGCUGUGUUCACGCCAGGGUUGGAUUUGAAACAGCAGGACACCAUUUACUUAUUUUCUUAUUUUUAGAGGAUUAUGAUCAGGGGUAUUAGAAUUUUUGGUAUGUAUUAUGUACAAAUGUAUGCCAGAGUUUUCACAUUUUGUUUUCUGAAAGGUUAAAGAGAACAUGCAUCGUUAUCUUUCCACUUUAUAAUUAUAAGCUACUUUGUGUUGAUCCAUCGCUUGAAAAUCUGUCAAAAUACAUUCAAAUU